Messenger RNA from Chara braunii, 1369 nucleotides. NCBI's taxonomy places the organism in Eukaryota, Viridiplantae, Streptophyta, Charophyceae, Charales, Characeae. The record is from the annotation of a GenBank genome assembly.
GAGUCUUAGAUUGAGUUUGUAGGUCUGUCAGUCAGGGGCUAGAGUCUACAUGGUGAGGUUUGGAACAGCUAUAUCCGGUUGUGCACUGAUCACCAUGCUUGACACCCGGAGUGGGAAGAGCACUAGUCCCUACACCCCGGACCAGCAAGUGAAAAUGGCCGCCUUAGUGAGAGAAAACAAGGAGAGGAAGGAGCUUGAGAAGCAGGCGAAGUUAAAGGCUAUCGCAGAGGAGCAGGCGGCGAAGAUGAAGAGAUUGGAGGAGGAGAUGAAGAGGGUUCAACAGGAGGAGGAAGAAAGAAGAAAGGCUGCUGAAGAAGAAGUAGCAGCAGAAGAAGAAAAAGAGAGAAUGCGGAUUGAGAGCGGAGAAGGGAGUAGUGGGACGAUGAAGAGAGAUACGGACGCAGAGAUGGAGAAAAGGAUAAGUGAGUGGGUCGCUAAUUUAUCGUUGGGAGAAGAUGAGGAGGCGGAGUCUUAUGUGACUCAGGAUGAGAGGGAUGCGCUAGCCAGCGAGCUAGCAGCAAUGGAGGGUAUGGAACGGCGAGAAAGGGAGGAGGAACAAAAGUUGGCAUGGAAAUUGAGGAUGAAGAGGGAGAAGAAGAGGAGGAGAGAGGAAGUCAACAAACUGACCGCAGCGGUGGCCAAGGUGCAAGACCGUAGGAAAGAAGUGCAGGCCCAGCCAGAUGAUAAGGCGAAAUGGGAUAAGGUAUUGGGGUACCUGGAGGUGCUGAGCACAACAUGGAUGGAGGAGCGCCAAGCGAGUUGGACCCAAGAGGUAGCCUUGAGUGCCAUGCGGUCGGGAUUUAGAGACUUUGCUCGCGAUAUAGUCACCCACAUUGGGGGCGACGUCAAGCAACUGAGAGACAAUGUGGGGAAGUUUUGUGAGGGCGCUAUCGAGGGCGCUAAAGCGAUAGCCGCUGUAGAGGGCGAGGCCAGGCCUCGCAAGGACCCAGUUAAGCUUAAAUUCCCGAAAGCAUAUGAAGGGAAGAAGGAGGAGAACUUUGACAACUGGGAGGCCAGUGUCAAUAGUUAUGUGUAUCUACAACACAUCCUGUCAGAGGAACAAGUCCUCGUGGCCUUCCAGGCCCUUAAGGAUGAGACGGUUAGUUUUGCCAGGUCCCUUGCGCGCGCAGCUGGUUGUGAAAACAACCUGGUUGCAUAUUCAAGAGUCACCCCCCUUCCUCAAUUCUUCAAGCUCCUGAAGGAGCAAUUUGCAGACCCAACGAGAGGCGUUCGCGCCUCUGAUAAGCUACAAACGAUCCACUCGCGACAGUGGAGGAGUGCGAGAGCACUCAAGGGCACCAUGGACGACCUUGGUAGCCGUCCCAGACCAUGGGGUCACUGAGACCCAAUUGGUCCAGUUAUUUUAUCG